Hyposmocoma kahamanoa is the source of this 2857-nucleotide messenger RNA. It is a transcript of the gene Bem46, whose product is annotated as protein ABHD13. The transcript has 5 exons. Gene Ontology annotation, cellular component: membrane. Gene Ontology annotation, molecular function: palmitoyl-(protein) hydrolase activity. The record is from RefSeq and is a predicted model, not a curated record. Lineage: Eukaryota; Metazoa; Arthropoda; Insecta; Lepidoptera; Cosmopterigidae. Bases 160 to 1176 code for a protein of 338 amino acids.
CCUCUCGAUUUUUAGCACAAAUUAGAAAAUAUAAAUUUUUAUCAUAAUUUUGCGGUAUGGUGAUGGGACAAAUUCCCUUUAUACUUAGCGCUAAUUGAUUUCUUUUCUUAUUUUUUGCUAGAUGUAAAAUGUUAAAUAGUGGGAGUUAGCCCUGAAGGAAUGUAUCACAUACUUCGAGUGAUACUGUAUCGGCUUUGGGUCGUGUCAACUCUCACACUAUUUUCAUCUGUUCUCGUGUUUUGGUUCUAUGGAUUUUUCACUGCAAUCGCGGCGUUUAUCCUGGGAAUUUCAGGUAUCAUGUACACUGCCCAGGACCUUCUACUCUACUACCCGAACGAUCCUCCGGACUCCAGGAUAUUUGUAUUUCAGCCAAGCAGCUAUAAGCUGCCAUAUGAAAGCAUUAAAAUAAAAAACAAGGAUGGUUUUAAAAUUCACAUGUUCUUAAUAAAACAGGCCAAUAAUAGCAACCAUCGACCUACAAUGAUAUUCUUUCACGGGAAUGCUGGAAACAUGGGUCAAAGGUUGUUAAAUGCGUCAGGCUUUUACCACAAGCUAAAUAUAAACAUCCUUAUGGUGGAAUACCGAGGCUAUGGUCUCUCAGAAGGGUCGCCUUCAGAGCGUGGCCUCUACGUUGAUGCAUUGUCAGCACUUGACUAUCUCAUGCAGAGAACCGACAUUGACCGUACCAAAAUUAUUGUGUUUGGUAGGUCAUUAGGUGGUGCUGUAGCAAUAGAUUUGGCUUCAAGAAUAGAGUACAGGAACAAAAUUUGGGCGCUUGUGGUAGAGAAUACUUUUACCAGUGUGCCAGACAUGGCGCAGAUUAUUUUGAAGUGGAAAUGUUUGUUAUGGUUGCCUCAGCUUUGCCACAAGAAUAAGUAUAUGUCAUUGAAGAAAAUUGGGUCAGUAUUAACACCCACUCUUAUUAUGUGUGGCUCAAAUGAUGCUCUGGUGCCUCCAGAGAUGGCGAAGAAACUUUACAUGAGAUGUGGUGCUGUAUGCAAGAAGCUCGUGGUGAUACCUGGGGGCGCUCACGAUGACACUUGGACCUGCCGGGAUUACUACGUUUCAAUCCAAGAGUUCUUAGUUAACGUCCCUCCACUACCUGAUGACAUUGGACCUUUUUUCGACAAUGAUCAUGACUCCGCCGUAAGACAUACCAUAGUCCACACAGUAUAAUUAAAAUAACAUUAGAAAAAAAUUAUAGUUAUGAAAAUUAUCACUAGAAAUCGCAAUAGGCAAGUAAAUUUGUGUAAUCUUCAAGCAAUACAGAAAGAGUAGAGAAAGCGUCCCUCUGAAAUCGAAGAUAACAAAAAAAUUGUUUUAUUACCUACUUUUACAAAACUUUUCUUCUAAAUACACCACUGUAGCAAAGUAUAUGCUAGUUACACAUCAAAAAUGUACAAAAAUAUACAAUAUAAUAAUUCCAGGACAUUAAAGGAAACUAUAUGGAUAAUAUCUAUUUUAUGAGUAUCACUUCUUUGAAAUAUAGGAAAAUAUACUUUGCCUGUUUCGAUCUCCGCCAAUCGCACUUAAAGGAAUAUUUUUUUACAAAUUGAUAACAUGCAUUUUUAAUAUCUUAGUAGAAAAUUGGAAAGGCUUACGCCGAUUUAAAUACUUCGCUAAUAUACAUAUAUGUAUAAAACUGCACAAUGUAAUGACUAGUUUCAAUUUUAUAGUAUACUAAAUAUGUUCUUAUGCAUGGUACAAAUUGCCAGUGUAAAAAAUAAAUGUAUUUAUAUACAAACUUAGAUUCUACUUAUAAGUAUAUACUAAUGUUUGAAACUAAGCAAUAAGUAAGUCUUGCAAGAUAGUAUUUUGCGUUAAAAUUUCUGUAUAAUUAAAUAGUCCACCUUCAUGGUUCUUGGCCAGUGAAGUAAUGAACUUACGCCUACUUUUUCUGACCCAAAUCAUCACCUGUUGAAAACUCUAGUCCAAAUGAUAAUAGAAUUCCUAGUUCAAUAAACAAUUCUAAAAUAUUAGUAAGACAACAAAAUUGUAGCUCCUAGUGAUAGAAGCCAGAAUCGCGAAUUAGUAACGCAAUACGUGUGUCAAUUCCAUGCCUAUAAGUAAGUUGUUAAGCUGUUGUUGUCGUACAAAAUAAAUACACUAAAAUAGUUUAUUAGCAAUUUUCCUAUGGCGAGAUGUAUUGGAGGUGUUAGUGACGUUUACGUAACUUAAUUAUUAUGUUUUAGUCAGUAUAGUUAUGAUUUAUUGAGGUCCAAAUGUUGAACUCAAAUUUGUUCUUUUUUUUUAAAAGAAAAAGGCUCGUAAUUUCACUGGCAUUAUAAAAAUGUAUGAGUAUUUUGGAAAGGUUCGAUUUGACUUGUAAAUAUCAUAAUUAGAACAUCGCUUGAAGGUUGCUUUGUUUAUGUGCUUGUUUGUAGAUGCGGAGGGUCACACGCACAUGUGACUAUAUAUUUAAUGUGUGGCCGUGAGUACAAAUCGAUUCGAUCGACGUAAAAAAUACUUAAUGUGUUGUCAUAUCAUAUUUACAGACAUUCCUAGAAAAAUUUUUUGCAUUGUUAUUUUUUACGUCUAGUAUCUUUAUAGUAAAGCCAGAAGUGAACAUCACAAAAUGUAAAAGUUUCUUUUAACAUAAUAGCUGAAUGACUUAGAAGAUAGAGUGAAAUACUCUAUCUUCUAAGAAUUUCGUCGUUCCUAAAGUAUGAAUACGUACUUUCUAUAUUUUUGUCAAUGUAUAGAUAUUUUGGAAGGUUUUAAUGUUUACAUCAUUUCGACGCUGACGGCAUGUGUGCAACAUUAAAAUGAAUUAUAACGAAACAUAGGAAAUGAAACUAAUUUUCCGGAUUUAAAUCGCGUGUAUUUAUUUUUAACAAUCGCGAAAACCUAAGAACUC